This is a messenger RNA of Exophiala aquamarina CBS 119918, 396 nucleotides long. RefSeq lists its product as uncharacterized. The record is from RefSeq and is a predicted model, not a curated record. Gene Ontology annotation, molecular function: protein tyrosine phosphatase activity. The transcript has 3 exons. The annotation marks the transcript as partial. Gene Ontology annotation, cellular component: nucleus; cytoplasm. Lineage: Eukaryota; Fungi; Ascomycota; Eurotiomycetes; Chaetothyriales; Herpotrichiellaceae.
UGGGAACAGAUAGUUCCGCAGGCCCGCUGUAUUUCACCAACGUCGAUCACAAGGCAUGAAGUUCUAGAGAUGCUGGAGGCAAGUCAGAAGCCGGGUGCUGAGUUCUUACUCGUUGAUGUCCGAAAGAAUGACCAUCAGGGUUCAACUAUUUCUGGGUCUCUAAAUAUGCCAAUCCAAACUCUCCAACCAAGUUUGCCGACUCUUUACCGCUUCUGCGUUGCUGCCAAAGUUAAAAAGGUCAUCUUCUAUUGCGGACAUUCUACUGGACGGGGCCGAAGAGCCGCCGGCCUCUUUGACGAUGAGGUCAGGAACCACGAGGGAGAUACAAAUAUCGAGAGCUUAGUGUUGAGUGAAGGAUUUAAUGGAUGGUCGACUGCAGGCGAGUUAUUCGACAGG